ACAUGAUGUUUAACCAGCUGCAGAAGAGGAACAUGGACUCUGUCUACAUCACAGGAGUCAUUCAGAGGUUCACCAACAGCAUACAAGCUAUCAGGAAUCAACAGCAGUUAUAAAUGUGGCAGAUGAGCUCAAGCAGCUCAACAGCUCUCAGAGAAGUGCCACUGCCAUCGACGCAGUCACCAAGAAGAAAGAGGAAAGGACACCGUGGAGGUAUCGACUCUUCGGGCGCCCCUUGAAAAAGGAAAAUCCUCCUAAAGACAACAAGCAAAGCGUCACCACCUCAGAUGGCAAAAAAUCAAAGGAGGUGAAGAAGCCACGUUGGUGGAUGUGUUGGAAGAAGAGAUGUAAGGUUGGACCCAUCCCUGAAGAACAAAAGCCGAAGGAGGCGUGCCACUCCAAACCUGAAACGCCUAACCACCACACCAAGAAGGAGGAACAGCCAAAACAGAACAAUGUUCCUAAAGACCAACCUAAGAGAAAGAAAGAAGUUACAGUGGCCCCCAUAAAGACCCCUAGAUAUAAGCAGAUGAGCUGUCUUGGGUUUCCCAACCCAGUGCAGAUCUGCUAUAUGAACUCCUGCUUGCAGAGCCUCCUGACACUGGUAUGCUUUAUCAGAGACAUUAGCCAACAGCAGCAGGUUUGGAGUCUGAGCCCCAACGCAUCAAUCAUAAGAUCAUUAAUAGAUAUCAAACAGUCCCAUUUCUCCAGUAAUGUUCGUCAAAAACUCCGCGUUCUUGCUGCAUUCAAGAAGGCGGUGUCGCUUAGGGACAUAGAAUUUGAAGAUCUCAGUCAGAAAGAUGCUCAUGAGUUCCUCACGUCCGUGCUGCACCAGAUCAGGUCCUUGGGCCAAGAGCUGCAGGUGCUGGCUGCCAGCAAUGGCACCAUCUACAGCUGUCCGGUGGAGAAUAACAUGGUGUUUAAAAUGCUAAACACCAGGAAGUGCAAGAGUUGCGGAACAGGAUCUGCUAGAGAGGAGGAUUUCACAAACUUAUCCUUGGACAUGAUACCCGGAGGAGGAACAGUACAUGAGAUGAUCGAAGAUUACCAGAAGGAAACGCAGUUGGAGUAUUUAUGCAAGUGCGGUGGUACCGUGUCAGGCCAGCAAUCAUCAUUCAUCAAUCUGCCAAGAGUGCUCGUCUUACAUGUGAAGCGCUUCAAGUAUUCUCCAACAUACCAGCUGAUAAAGGACCAUGACCCCAUCGUCCUCUCCAGAGAAGUUGUGGUGUCAUCCAAGAAGGGUGGUGGCUGCUACAGUUUGGUUAGCACCAUCAACCAUAUCGGCGCCACAGCAACAACAGGACACUACAUCUGCGACGGGGUGGAUCCAGAUGUCGGCCAGAGAGACCCGACUGACCGGUGGUUCACCUACAAUGAUGCAAUGGUCACUGAGACAAGUGGUGCCUCUGUCUGUGACCACCGGCAAAGAUCUUCCUACAUCCUGUUUUACCAAAGACAGGAAUAGACGGCGGGACGCUCCUCAAGAAGACUGGACACCAUCAUCAGUCAUCUUGAUCCCUAAAACAACAAGUCCUCCAAACAACAACCACGGAAUGAGCCGUGGAAAGGUAGGUGGCUAAUUUCUCUGCCUUUCAUUUCAGAGUUUUGGUGAAGAUGGAGGACUGAGAUGGAGAGAUCAUACCAGUACACCCAGAGAGAAAGAUGGAUGAAGACCACAUCCUUGGGCAGAUGGAUGAUGAGCAUGUCCCGUUGCUAGGAGGAGCAGAAAGAUCGCCAGCCCUCAGGAGGAACGGCCCCCCCCCCCCCAGAGAGCCAGGAUCCUCCCAAGGUUUCUUCCUAUUACAGGAAGUUUUUCCUUGCCACAGUCGCCACAAAUCACAGCUCUUGUGAGCAGUGAUCCAAAUUCUAAUUGGCUCUAAAUUGGAUUUCAAUAUCAUGGCUUGCUCUCUAGGGAAGAACAAAUUUAGCACAUUACAUUGCUUCUAUUUCUAUAUUAUCUUCUAGGAGAUAGAAGUUAGCAUACUAACCAGCUUGCCCCGGUCUGGCUGGACUGUUACGUCACUUUCCGAUACCAAGUCACUGUAAUGUCCAGUCUAACAUGAAGAAGUAGCGUUGCUCAGAUGGUGUAUUAUAACCUCUUUUCUUAAAUCCAAUCUUGGCUGAAGCUCUUGGCAAGACUGGUAAGUACAGCUGUUAAUGCUAACGUGGGCUAUUCAGUAAUUGCAAAACAUAAUACGUUUUGAAUAAUAAUGAAAAUAGGUUGCAAGACUUUUCUUUAAAAGUUAUUUGUUUGGGCAGUUUUUUGCCUUUUAUUCGGAUAGGGACAGUGAGAGUGUGACAGGAAAGGUGGGGAGAGAGGGGGGAUGACAUGCAGCAAAGGGCCACGUGUCCUUUGCUGCAUGUCAGCAAAUGGUCGCUGCAGUAAGGACUGAGCCUAAGUGAUGCUCUACCAGGUGAGACCCCAGGAAGCCCCAGUAGGUUGCAAGACUUAAUAUGUUUUAAAGAGCAAAGGUGUAAGGUGGUGUCAAGGAUGACAACCAAACUCUGAACCUGGGGUGAAGGAAGAACUGUGAUAUUGUCGCUAUGUAAAGAGAAACUGUCGGGUUUGGUGCUUUUGGUGCUUUUCAUGGUGCACAAAGACGCUCUACAUGAUUUAAAAAAAGAUCAUAGAAACAUACUAAAAGUAUACAACAACUUCUGAAAGGGUAAGUUUUGAUUAGGGAUUUGAAUGUGGACAAUUCGGUGCAGUCUCUGAUGUGUUUGGGGAGAGAGUUCCAGAGAGAGCGGGCAGCUAUGGAAAAGGCUCUGUCGUCUCCGUUGUCUGUUUGUGAGAUGUGACCUUACCCA
Messenger RNA from Seriola aureovittata, 2805 nucleotides. Its product is annotated as ubiquitin carboxyl-terminal hydrolase 37-like. The transcript has 15 exons. Gene Ontology annotation, biological process: protein deubiquitination; G1/S transition of mitotic cell cycle. The coding region runs from base 326 to 1462 and encodes 378 amino acids. Gene Ontology annotation, molecular function: cysteine-type endopeptidase activity; cysteine-type deubiquitinase activity. Gene Ontology annotation, cellular component: nucleus; cytosol. The record is from RefSeq and is a predicted model, not a curated record. NCBI's taxonomy places the organism in Eukaryota, Metazoa, Chordata, Actinopteri, Carangiformes, Carangidae.